GGGCUACAUAAACAGAGCCUUUUGGACCAAAGAGGUAACUGGCUUAUUACAAACAGAGCCUCUCUCUGCCUUUGCCCUCUUUUCCAUUUUCAUGGUUUGAUGGUUAGGUAAUAGAAAUAAUGAUAAGAUCAUUUGAGCUUCAGGGGCAGUGGUUCCCAUUACCCAAAGUGGGUCCCACUCCAACCCCCAUUCAUCACAUCACCACGGCCGCUUCUCUCCGCCUCGGCCACCAUCUCGCGCAUCACCAAUUCCGUCUUGAUUCUCUUUUUCGUUCCUACUUUCAGAAACUUGCUCAUAUUAGUUCCCUGCAUAGAUUGAAGGAAGGAAUUAAUUUUCUGCCAUUGUCGAGUCAUGCUUCACCUUGCUUUAAUUUCUUUAAUGGGGGAGAAACUAGCAAUGACUCCACAAAUGAAGGGAUGUCUAACUCUAAGGUGUCCAGUAUAAACUUCUUCAAUGGGAGGCAAUGGACUAAUGUCCUCCUUGCUCUUAAUAUCUUAGUUUACAUUGCACAAAUCGCAACACAAGAUGAGUUACUCCUAUGGGGAGCCAAGAUAAAUAGGCUCAUCGACAAAGGGCAAUUGUGGAGGCUGGUCACAUCUUCCUUUUUACAUGCAAAUGUUGGGCACCUAAUGGUUAAUUGUUAUUCUUUAAAUUCAGUUGGUCCUACCAUGGAGAAGAUCAGUGGUCCUAAUAGAUAUCUUGCGCUCUACUUUGCCUCUGCAAUUGCAAGUUCAGCGAUGAGUUAUUGGUUCAGUGAGGCACCUGCAGUUGGUGCAUCAGGGGCUGUCUUUGGAUUAGUUGGAUCUCUUGCUGUCUUUGUCAUGAGGCAUAGAGGUCUGGUUGGACGUGGCAAAGAAGAUCUACAGCAGAUAGCACAUGUAAUUGCCGUAAAUAUGGCUAUGGGGUUUUUCUUCAAAGGCAUUGAUAACUGGGGACAUUUUGGAGGCUUGCUCGGUGGAGUUGCCACAUCAUGGCUUCUAGGUCCUGCAUGGAAGUACGAAUCUCCCUCCAGUGAUGGUCGAAGAAUCUUUUCUGACAAGGCUCCUAUUUUCUACCUCAUCAACGCAAAGAAGAGAUCCUAGACAUUUUAUUCCUAUGCAAGCAUAUUGACUUCCCUGAACUUUUUGUGAUCAACAGACUUUGUAGGGUAGCAGAGCCCUAAACCCUAAUUUACUUUGGUAGGCUGUAUCAUCCAAGUGUAAUGUUGUUUCUCACUAUAAAGAAGAAUUAAAUUACUUUGACCUCUUUUUUUCAGUUAA
Prunus dulcis (almond) is the source of this 1259-nucleotide messenger RNA. RefSeq names its product RHOMBOID-like protein 10, chloroplastic. The record is from RefSeq and is a predicted model, not a curated record. Gene Ontology annotation, molecular function: serine-type endopeptidase activity. The transcript has 9 exons. The coding region runs from base 120 to 1082 and encodes 320 amino acids. NCBI's taxonomy places the organism in Eukaryota, Viridiplantae, Streptophyta, Magnoliopsida, Rosales, Rosaceae. Gene Ontology annotation, cellular component: chloroplast membrane.